Molecule: messenger RNA, 897 nt
Organism: Synchytrium microbalum
Lineage: Eukaryota; Fungi; Chytridiomycota; Chytridiomycetes; Synchytriales; Synchytriaceae
Exons: 6
Coding region: 1-897 (298 amino acids)
Biological process (GO): carnitine transmembrane transport; mitochondrial transport
Cellular component (GO): mitochondrial envelope
Molecular function (GO): O-acyl-L-carnitine transmembrane transporter activity
Source: RefSeq, a predicted model, not a curated record
AUGAGCGAACAAAAGAAGGUCGUUGAACCUCCAAAAAUGGACCAAGUGAAAUCGUUUCUUGGUGGUGGAUUUGGUGGUAUUGGUGCUGUAUUGGCCGGUCAUCCAUUCGAUACAUUAAAAGUGCGAUUACAGACAUCCAAUGAGUACUCUGGUUUGGUAGAUUGUUUCAAAAAGACUGUUGCAAAAGAAGGUCUGCUCGGUUUAUACAAGGGAAUGUCGUCUCCUUUGAUUGGUGUUACUCCUAUGUUUGCUCUCUCCUUCUGGUCAUACGACUUGGGCCAGUCCCUCGUAUACCAAAUGACUCCCAAACGCGAAACAAAGGAACUAUCCAUGCUAGAAUUCGCUAUCGCUGGUGGCUUCUCCGCCAUCCCAACCACAGUAAUCACAACACCAAUGGAACGAGUCAAGGUCGUGCUCCAAACACAAGAUCAGAUGCCUGCUGGAACAAAACGGUAUAAGGGCAUGUUUGAUGCCGGCGCUGGAAUGAUGAAGGAAGGUGGUUUGUCGUCCUUGUAUAGAGGUACUAUUGCUACUUUGGCUCGUGAUAUUCCUGGAUCUGCUGCAUAUUUCGUUGCUUAUGAGGCCGUGUAUCGUGCCUUGAAGCCAAAGGGACAGGAGAGUUUGUCUGUUGGAGCUGUUAUAUUUGCUGGAGGUAUGGCUGGUGUCGCCAUGUGGUCCAUUGCAAUCCCACCAGAUGUCCUCAAAUCAAAAAUACAAGCUGCACCUGCUGGAACCUACUCAGGAUUCACCGAUGCGCUAGUCAAAACAGUCAGGAAUGAAGGGCCUGGUGCGCUCUUCAAGGGUCUAGGACCUGCAUUAUUGAGAGCCUUCCCAGCCAACGGAGCUGCAUUCUUAUUCAGAGCAGCUUCAUUAGAAGUCAUGCAUAAAAUGUGGUAG